AUGCCGCGCACGAAAAACCAGAUCCAUGCCAAGACCCUGGCCUUCCGAACCCCCGGGGCUAAGCUGGUGGCAGUGUCGGACAUUUUCGAGGAGGCUGGCGCUCGUGUCGUCGAGAGGUGCAAUGGCCUGCCCAAGUUCUACAAGGUGGGGCCAGUGGUGUGCGAGCGCAAGUACGAGGAGAAUGAGAGCGACUUGGAACGGUAG
This is a messenger RNA of Ectocarpus sp. CCAP 1310/34, 204 nucleotides long. The record is from the annotation of a GenBank genome assembly. Lineage: Eukaryota; Phaeophyceae; Ectocarpales; Ectocarpaceae.